AUGUCAUGUCUGAACACCAGCACCCGAUCCCACCCUGCCGUCUUCCUCCUGGUCGGCAUCCCUGAACUGCAGGAGGCCCAGUUCUGGAUCGCCUUCCCUUUCUGCAUCAUGUAUGUCAUUGCCGUGCUGGGAAAUGUCAUUGUUCUCUGCAUUAUAAAGACUGAGCCAAGCCUGCAACCCAUGUACCUCUUCUUGGCCAUGCUGGCCAUCACUGACUUGGUCCUGUCCACGUCCACCCUGCCCAAAAUGCUGAGCAUCUUCUGGCUGGACUCCAGGAAGAUUGGGUUCCAUGUCUGCCUCAUUCAGAUGUUCUUCGUCCACACCUUCUCAUCAGUGGAGUCGGGCAUACUCAUGGCUAUGGCCUUGGAUCGCUAUGUGGCCAUCUGCUGCCCCCUCCGUCACUCCAGCAUCCUGUCCGUCCAAGCCAUAGUGACAAUGGGGAGCCUGGUGCUGGCACGCGGAGUCCUUCUGGUGAGCCCCUUCUCCCUUCUUGCCCGCAGGCUGCCCUUCUGCCAGCGCUGUCUCAUCUCCCACUCAUACUGCGAGCACAUGGCCGUGGUGAAGCUAGUGUGUGGGGACUCUACAGUCAGUGUCAUUUAUGGCCUGUUUGUGGCUUUUAUGGUGGUGGGGAUUGACUUGUUUAUCAUCUCCGUGUCCUAUGCUAUGAUCCUCCUAGCUGUGCUCAGACUCCCAUCCACUGACACCCGUCUCAAGGCCUUCAGAACCUGUGCAUCUCACUUGUGUGUCAUCCUUGCGUUUUACAUCGCUGCCCUCUUCACGUUCCUCACCCACCGCUUUGGCCACAAUGUCCCCCACCAUGUCCACAUCCUGGUGGCCAAUCUCUACUUGCUGGUGCCCCCCAUGUUAAACCCUAUUGUGUAUGGGGUGCAAACUAAACAGAUCUGGGAGAGGGUGCUCCGUAACUUCCAGCAGAAAGGAAUCUGA
Chelonia mydas (Green sea turtle) is the source of this 945-nucleotide messenger RNA. Its product is annotated as olfactory receptor 52R1-like. Gene Ontology annotation, molecular function: G protein-coupled receptor activity; olfactory receptor activity. Gene Ontology annotation, cellular component: membrane. Gene Ontology annotation, biological process: G protein-coupled receptor signaling pathway. The record is from RefSeq and is a predicted model, not a curated record. NCBI's taxonomy places the organism in Eukaryota, Metazoa, Chordata, Testudines, Cheloniidae.